AAGAUGGCGGCGGGCGGCGGUGUGGAGAAGGUGUCGGUGCUGCUCCCCACGUACAACGAGCGGGAGAACCUGCCCCUCGUCGUCUGGCUGCUGGUCCGCACCUUCCAGGAGAGUGGAAACAAUUUUGAAAUUAUCAUCAUAGAUGAUGGAAGCCCGGAUGGGACGCAGGAAGUUGCUGAACAAUUGGCAAAGAUAUACGGACCUGAUAAAAUACUCCUAAGACCCAGAGCAAGAAAGUUGGGCCUUGGUACUGCUUAUAUUCAUGGAAUGAAGCAUGCCACUGGGAAUUUUAUUGUUAUUAUGGAUGCUGACCUCUCUCACCAUCCAAAAUUUAUUCCAGAGUUUAUCAGAAAGCAGAAAGAAGGCAAUUUUGAUAUUGUGUCUGGAACAAGAUAUCAAGGAAAUGGAGGAGUAUAUGGCUGGGAUUUGAAAAGAAAAUUAAUCAGUCGUGGUGCCAAUUUUCUAACUCAGAUUUUGCUGAGACCAGGUGCAUCAGAUUUAACAGGGAGUUUCAGGUUAUACAGAAAAGAAGUGUUACAGAAACUAAUGGAAAAAUGUGUUUCAAAAGGAUACGUCUUCCAGAUGGAGAUGAUUGUUCGGGCUAGACAGUUAGGAUAUACUAUUGGAGAGGUUCCUAUUUCAUUUGUGGACCGUGUCUAUGGAGAAUCUAAACUGGGAGGCAAUGAAAUAGUCUCCUUCUUAAAGGGACUCUUGACCUUGUUUGCUACAACAUGAUAGUUUAUCCUAAAUUAACUUAUUUAGAAAAACGCUUUCUGACAUCUGUGUUGUUUUUAAUAUGUAAUAGCAGAAGCUUGAUAAUUUGUGUGGUGACCAGAAGACCUGCUAUAAACUAACAAUUAACAAACCACCAAUAAUGAACUAAAUAUAUUGUAUCCCAGAAUUCUCCUUUCAAAAUAAAUGAACUGUAUAUUAAACUAAGCACUAAUAAAGACUAAUGCUCUAUUCUAUUUUUGUAAAAAUAAUGAAGUCCUAAUAAAGAACACAAUGCUAAAUGAUCUCCUGCUAGAAAUGAAUCAUUAUU
Molecule: messenger RNA, 1042 nt
Organism: Chaetura pelagica (chimney swift)
Lineage: Eukaryota; Metazoa; Chordata; Aves; Apodiformes; Apodidae
Gene: DPM1
Product: dolichyl-phosphate mannosyltransferase polypeptide 1, catalytic subunit
Exons: 9
Coding region: 4-735 (243 amino acids)
Biological process (GO): protein O-linked glycosylation via mannose; GPI anchor biosynthetic process
Cellular component (GO): endoplasmic reticulum membrane
Molecular function (GO): dolichyl-phosphate beta-D-mannosyltransferase activity
Source: RefSeq, a predicted model, not a curated record